UCGGUUAGCGUUUUGAAUUGCGAAAUCAGAACCUCAAUGGACGGAACGGAGGUGGUCGUGGCUUCGUCCCCGGUAGAUGCCGGCAUCAGUUGCUGGGACCUACAGUCAGGGGCGGAGCAUCUCCGUCAUCGGUCCUGCGCUUCUCCUCCUCACGGGCUCGUCUGCGUCGCCGACCGCUUCUUUGCCUCUUCUCAGCUCCGCGACUCCUCCUCCUCCUCCUCCUCCGGCUCCAUUUUCUAUUGGUCCUGGUCUAAGCCACAGGUGGAAGUUAAGAGCUUUCCCGCUGAACCAAUCAAGCCGCUAGCGGCUAACCGUGAGGGAACUUACAUUGCUGGAGGGGGUUUAUCAGGGGAUAUAUAUUUUUGGGAGGUUGCCAGUGGUAGGCUUCUUAAGAAGUGGCAUGCUCAUUAUAGGGCUGUUACUUGCUUAGUGUUUUCUGAUGAUGAAUCGCUACUUAUUUCUGGGGCAGAGGAUGGAUGCGUGCGGGUUUGGUCCCUUUUCAUGAUAUUUGAUGAUUUGAGGAGGGAGGAAGCAGGACACCUAUAUGAGCAUAGUUUCUCUGAGCACACUUUGCGGGUUACUGAUAUUGUCACGGGCUAUGGAGGAGGCAAUGCAAUUAUAGUGUCUGCUUCUGAGGAUAGAACCUGUAAGGUUUGGAGCUUGUCUACGGGGAGAUUGUUAAGAAAUGUUGUAUUCCCCUCGAUAAUUGAUGCUAUUGCAUUGGACCCUGGGGAACAUGUUUUCUAUGCUGGCAGUAGAGAUGGCAAGAUAUAUAUUGCUGCACUAAAUGCCGUAGGCUCCUCUAGCAACUCUUAUGGGAUGCAUAUUAUUGGCUCAUUGUCUGAUCACAGUAAGGCUGUUACUUGCUUAGCAUUUGCUACGGAUGGGAUCUUAUUGGUUUCUGGAUCAGAGGAUGGAAUGGUACGAGUCUGGGACACUAAAACCCGUAACAUCUUUCGCAUUUUCAAGCAUGCAAAAGGUCCUGUGAGCAAUAUUCUUGUUGUUAGGCGACCUAAUGACUCAAACCCUCGGAAUUCACAAACUUCCUCAAGGAAGCAUGGGUCAUUCUUAUCACCUCCACUUGAUAAAUAUUUGAAUUCGUCUGAUGAAAAUGAAGAUGCUAAGGUCUUCAUCGGUUGCCAGACCACUUUCAGUAAAUCUGUGGAUGCUUCAUACCGCAGUUGUCAUAUCAUUAUUGAUCAAAUCAAAGAACUCCAGCAACAAGGGUCUUCAGCUGCUACUGAAAUGGAGAUGGAGAGAUUGAAGAUUGAUUCCCAAAAAUCUGUGCAAAUGGUACAACAAUGGAAGAAAAUGUAUGAAAACUUGCAUCAAUUCUGUGUAAAUGAGCUUUUGGAUGCAGACCAUGCAGGAGUCUCCAAUUGAAACAACUCUCUGAAAUAUAGCUGUGCUUUUUGUUAAGUUCAGCUUGCAAGUUUCCAUGGACAACAAAUGUUUAGGAGAAUGUGCAUCUAGUUUAAUGUGUGCAUAGCCUCCUCAUUUUAAUGCUGUUCUUUGUAUUUCAUCCGCCAUUGGAGAACACCCUUCUUUUUUCCUCUCCUUUGGGUUCAGAAACUUGAGUAAUAUUACACCAUUCUUGUGAAUGUAAGAUUGUAAUUCUUAAUACUAAAUUAUUUAUGAAUCUAAACUACAAUUUCCCCCA
Molecule: messenger RNA, 1660 nt
Organism: Vitis riparia (riverbank grape)
Lineage: Eukaryota; Viridiplantae; Streptophyta; Magnoliopsida; Vitales; Vitaceae
Product: protein ROOT INITIATION DEFECTIVE 3
Exons: 8
Coding region: 37-1383 (448 amino acids)
Biological process (GO): rRNA processing; DNA-templated DNA replication
Cellular component (GO): nuclear pre-replicative complex
Molecular function (GO): protein binding
Source: RefSeq, a predicted model, not a curated record